AUGUACCAUCCACGAGCGCUGACUCAGCGUGCUGUUUCCCCAGACACUGUCAGUGUCACUGGAUUGCUGCUGAAAGAGGGACUUGAGUUUCUGCAAAAAUCACUGACAGAUCCACACUGCACUGUGACCAUUGAAGGGAGGAAGUGCUGUAAACCCACUGACCAGUGCACAGAAGAGGACUGGAGACGGAGCUGUAAUAAGAAAGUGGAGAUUCACUUCAAACCAAAGGUUUUAGAGGAGCUGAAAGAGCUGGACAUCUCUGACUCUGAACUGUCUGGACUGGAUCUUCACUGUCAGUCUUGUGUUCACAUUGUUGAUAGUGAUCAGUGGGUUCAGGUGGAGCCGUCAGUCUGUACAGAUGAAGGAGGGUCAAAGUUCAGGAUCAGCACUCAGGCGGGUCGAUUCGAGUGCAGCAGGACCAGAAUGCGAUGGGUCUGUUCUGGUGACGUCAUUCUCCAGUACCGUCAGGUGGAUGGACGUUUCCUCAGUGCAGAGCUGGAGAGGCUUCAGUGUGAGCGAAUUGGUCCAGUGAUUGAUGUGAGCGUGAUCUCAGGGAAACUGGAGGAGGCCCAUCUGCCUCAUUACGCCUGUUUAGCAGAGUCUGCCCCCUCUCUCAAAGAUGCUGUGAAGCUCCUCAACAAAAGAGAUGAAGGAAUAUCUUUACAAUCUGUAGAGAUGACCCGUUAUCAUGCUAAAAUACUCCAACCAUCCUUCUCUCUUAUAACUCUAAUUAUAAGCCUGUUCACACAGUGGGAAGAACACUGUAACCUUCUUCUCUACAUGUGCUGUAAAGAUCCUCUCAUUCUUCACAUCUACUUUUUUCCAGUGAAUGACACUUUUUCAAAAGAAAAAGUUAAACAGAAUGAAAAAUCAAGUCAUCCGAUCAGCCAUCCCAGACCUAACAGACCAUUUCGGAUGAAAACACCACACCUUCUUGAGGUUCCUGGUGCUUCUGUCCAUCCUGUAGAGGGGAUUUCAUUUACAACAGAUGUUGAUCCAAACUUCUUUGAGAUCUUGCAACGUCAGCAUGGUGACGUACAAAUGAAUCUUAUCAGAGAGGAGGACAAGAAGUCCGUGUGGACUGCCACAAUAUGGAAAGCCAAACUUGACCAGUUAAAUCAAAGGCAAGUUCAAGAUAAGCCACAACUGAAUUCUGAUGUUAAUAAAGCUCAGUAUUAUGAGGAACACAGAUCAGCUCACAUUGAAAGGGUUAAAGACGUGAAGAGCAUUCAUUCAUUUUGACAGCUAUCCAAGCUAUGCUACAUAUCAUUAAAUUAUGUAAUUUAUCUUG
Megalobrama amblycephala (Wuchang bream) is the source of this 1291-nucleotide messenger RNA. RefSeq names its product NACHT, LRR and PYD domains-containing protein 1 homolog. The record is from RefSeq and is a predicted model, not a curated record. The transcript has 4 exons. Lineage: Eukaryota; Metazoa; Chordata; Actinopteri; Cypriniformes; Xenocyprididae. Bases 1 to 1242 code for a protein of 413 amino acids.